AUGGCAGUCGACACCAGCUACCUGACCACUCAGGUCAACAGUAUUGUCGAGCAACUUCACAGCAUCUUCGAUGAGAUCGGAGUGCCUGCUCGCGAACGCGACUCGCGCGAAGCCGAGCUCUUCAGUGCUUUGUCGGAAACAUUGAACAACCACCUCAAGCUUGUUGACGAAGAAAAGGAAGAAAUGACCCUGGAAGCUCAGCGCCUCAUCACAGCCAUUCAACAAAUGGAGGCAUCAUUGGGUGACGAGCGAGCCAGUGGUCAAUUCGAACUUAACCGCGAUGAUUUGCGCGUCACCUACCCGCUCAACCGGUGCAUUACUUUCCUCCGCGAAAAGAGCGACGCUAUGAGCAAGCUUCACCGUAAGAGAUUCGAGCAGGUCAAGAAACUUGUUGACGCCCUGGAGUCAUAUUCGUCCCACCUUGAAGCCUCUUUCCUCCAAAUCGAACUGCCUCCCACCGCUCCAGGCUCCACCAUUCCCCCAAGCUUUGAUCUUUCUCCAGCCUACGUGACUGCCCUCGACUCAGAAUUUACUCGUGUCUAUGAAGAAUACCACCGCCGCGUUUCCUAUGUCCAAACCACCAGCGAGGAGAUCAUCAAGCUCUGGGCCGAACUGGGUACUCCCCAAGUGCAAACCGAUGCCAACAUUGUCAAGUUCUACCGCGAGUCUCCUGAACAACUCGGACUGCACGAGACCGACCUCGGUACUCUGAUGGCAAGACGCGACAAGUUGUUGGAAGAAAAGAAGGGCCGUGAGCGCAAGAUUAAGGAGCUCCGCUCUUCUGUCGAGAGUCUCUGGGAGCGUUUCGGGGUUGAAGAAUCGGAUCGCAAAGCGUUUUUGUCGGCCAACCGCGGCUGCGGCCUUCGCACUAUCAACGAACUCGAGGAGGAACUGGCUCGUCUCAAUGAGCUGAAGAGACAGAACUUGCACUUGUUUGUCGAGGAUGCUCGCUGCCGCCUGCAGGAGCUCUGGGACAGCCUUUACUUCUCCGAAGAGGAAAUGCUCGACUUUACACCUGCCUUCUCGGAUGUUUGCAGCGACGCUCUGCUUGAAGCCCACGAAGCCGAGAUUGCCCGUUUGGAAACCCUCAAGGAGCAACGCGCCCCAACUCUCGAGAUGAUUGAUAAGCACCGUGGCCUUCUCUCGGACCGCGAGGCUCUUUCCUCGUCCAGCCAGGAUGCAUCUCGCCUGAUGGCCCGCGGAAACAAGGGCGAGAAGCGUGAUCCCGGCAAGCUCCUGCGCGAGGAGAAGAUGCGCAAGCGCAUUGCGAAGGAACUCCCCAAGCUCGAGGCCGAACUGCGGAAGGAGCUGGAGCGCUGGGAGGACGAGUAUGGACGGCCCUUCCUGGUCCACGGUGACCGAUACCUUGACAGCUUGACUCCUGCUCCUGCUGCCUCCACCAUGAGACCGCCCACCCGUUCGAAGACUCCCUCUGCGCCCCCAUCCACUACCAAAUCUAGCGUGUCUCGACAGCCGGUUUCUCGUCCCGGCAGUUCCAUGCGAGGACCUCCUCCUCCCCGCUCCGCUACUAAGACUCCCAAUGGAAGUGGUCCCAUCAAACACAACACUAUUGGCUAUGCUGGAUCUCGAUCUGGAGCCAAGUCCCCUACCAAGCUUCCUGCUCGUGCUCCUUUGAGCAACAUGCCGCAUGGAAACAACUCCCCGGAACGUCGUGCUGGUCCCGGCAACUACUCUUCCAGCACCAUGGGCAAGAUGCCUCCUCCCCGUGGACCUCCUCCCAGAAUGCGCGCCUUGACCGUCGAAUCCAAGGAGCGCAACAGCCAUAUUAUGGAGCCACCUCGCUGCAACAGUGCCAUGUCCAGUGCGUUUGUUCGACCAGUCAGUCCCGAGGAUGUUUAUGAUGAUCGCCAACGCUCCUUCAUGAGUGCUUCCGUCAUGUCCAACCACCGCGCUAUGGGUAUUUCUCACUCAUCUCACUCCUCGCUUUCCUCUCUGUCCCUGAACUCGUCUCAGGGUUACCCUCGAGCUAACCCUUACCUUUCGCACGCGCCACCUCCCCCCGCCCUCCGUCAGACUUCGAGCUCAUCUGCUGGAAACACCACUGUCUCCGGUUCUGAGAACUGGGAGACCUUCGACGAUGCUUCCGACGCAGAGGCCGAUGCCAGCGAAGUCUACUUUGCUAAGCUUCGUGCCGCGCACGGCAAGCGAUUUGCCCCCGACGACGGCAUGGACUUGAUGGGCAAGAAGAGCAAGGGUAUCCGCAGCGUUAGUCCUGACGGACCUCACCCUGGCCAGGUCCUCCGAGUUGCGGGCAGCGACACCGAGUGGACUGAUGACUUCGAAACCUACUGA
Penicillium argentinense is the source of this 2313-nucleotide messenger RNA. Its product is annotated as putative microtubule associated protein (Ase1). Gene Ontology annotation, biological process: mitotic spindle midzone assembly; microtubule cytoskeleton organization. Gene Ontology annotation, cellular component: cytoplasm; mitotic spindle midzone; spindle. The transcript is spliced from 4 exons. Gene Ontology annotation, molecular function: microtubule binding. NCBI's taxonomy places the organism in Eukaryota, Fungi, Ascomycota, Eurotiomycetes, Eurotiales, Aspergillaceae. Bases 1 to 2313 code for a protein of 770 amino acids. The record is from RefSeq and is a predicted model, not a curated record.